AUAAACCACGAUGGAUGAAAGGUCGUUUUUUCACUUUAUAAAUACCCAAUUCUUGGCCACUUUGCUUUUAUUUUUCUGAUAUCUCCUUCCUGUUCUGCUAAGUGGAAGAGAAGAGGGAAAGAAAGAAAUUUUUUUUUGCAAGGGCUGAAACAUCUGUUGCAUCCUUAAUUAUAUUCUCCCUUUGUUUCCUCACCAGGUUGCAAACAUGGCUUUUCCAAACCCAUCCAUGUCAGUUUCUCCACAGAGGAAGAUGGGAAGGGGGAAGAUUGAGAUCAAGAGGAUUGAGAACACCACCAAUCGCCAAGUCACCUUCUGCAAGCGUAGAAAUGGGUUGCUCAAGAAAGCAUAUGAGUUAUCUGUGCUUUGUGAUGCAGAGGUUGCUUUAAUAGUCUUCUCUAGCCGUGGUCGCCUCUAUGAAUAUGCUAAUAACAGCGUCAAAGCAACGAUUGAGAGGUACAAAAAAGCAUGUUCAGAUUCAUCUGGUGCUGGAUCUGCUUCUGAGGUUAAUGCUCAGUUUUACCAGCAAGAAGCAGAUAAACUUCGUGCACAAAUUAGUAACCUGCAGAAUAACAACAGGCAAAUGAUGGGUGAGUCAUUGGGCUCUAUGAGUGCCAAGGAACUCAAAAACUUGGAGACUAAAUUAGAAAAAGGAAUUAGUAGGAUUCGUUCAAAAAAGAACGAGCUGCUAUUUGCUGAAAUUGAGUACAUGCAGAAGAGGGAGAUAGACUUGCACAACAACAACCAGCUUCUUCGAGCAAAGAUAGCUGAAAGUGAAAGGAGCCACCAUAACAUGGGUGUGUUGCCUGGAGACACAAACUAUGACUCUAUGCAGUCUCAGCAGCAAUUUGACUCUCGUGGCUAUUUCCAAGUCACUGGAUUACAACCCAAUAAUCAGUAUGCACGUCAAGAUCAGAUGUCCCUUCAAUUAGUAUGAUGUGUUUAGCAUUGAGACUUGAGAUGUUCUGCUACUUGUAGUUUGCCUUCUAGUAUGAUAGCAAAUGAAUGGUAAGGGUAAUGUAAUUAAGCAAAACUGUGUAGGGGAUUUAAGCAACCUCUGAUCAUUACUAUAUAAUAUGGCUUUGUAGACUUUCUAAAGACUAUUCUGUAUCUAUAUAUUGUGAAACGCUCACUGAUAUGUUAGUAUGUGUCCUAAGAGUAUGGAGAAGACACCUUGCAUGUUUUUCAA
Molecule: messenger RNA, 1186 nt
Organism: Cajanus cajan (pigeon pea)
Lineage: Eukaryota; Viridiplantae; Streptophyta; Magnoliopsida; Fabales; Fabaceae
Product: floral homeotic protein AGAMOUS
Biological process (GO): positive regulation of transcription by RNA polymerase II
Cellular component (GO): nucleus
Molecular function (GO): DNA-binding transcription factor activity; protein dimerization activity; RNA polymerase II transcription regulatory region sequence-specific DNA binding
Source: RefSeq, a predicted model, not a curated record